AAAAUGAAGAUGAGUUUUAUAAUUUAGAACAAUUAGAAAAUCUGGAAGAAAACAUAAUAAAACCAAUUGAAAAUAUCGAAGAGUUUAAUGCUAAUGAUGAAAUUAUUUACAAUGAAGCAACUAGUGAAGCAUAUUGA
Racocetra persica is the source of this 137-nucleotide messenger RNA. The record is from the annotation of a GenBank genome assembly. Lineage: Eukaryota; Fungi; Glomeromycota; Glomeromycetes; Diversisporales; Gigasporaceae.